This is a messenger RNA of Trametes versicolor FP-101664 SS1, 399 nucleotides long. RefSeq lists its product as uncharacterized. Gene Ontology annotation, molecular function: single-stranded DNA binding. The coding region runs from base 1 to 399 and encodes 132 amino acids. The transcript is spliced from 5 exons. Lineage: Eukaryota; Fungi; Basidiomycota; Agaricomycetes; Polyporales; Polyporaceae. The record is from RefSeq and is a predicted model, not a curated record.
AUGGCAUUUUCGACCACCUCUUCGCGUUCUGCCGACAUGGCAAAGCUGCUUCUUAUCGGCCGUCUAGGCAAGGACCCUGAGGUUCGGUACACCAAGACGGAGAAAGAGUACAUCUCUUACACCAUCGCUACCUCCAACCAGGGACCGGUUCCAGAGGGAGCGCAACCUACGACCACGUGGCACCAUGUUCUGUCCUUCAACCCGGGUGCGAACAACUACCUUCGCACGCUGAAGCGCGGGUCUCUCGUGUUCGCAGAGGCCAACUUCGAGCUGCGCCAGCCCGACCCCAACGCCGACCCGGAUUCGCCUGAGGGACAGCGUCAGAUCUUCUUGCGACAUGAGAGCAUCAGGGUCCUCCGCGUUCCGCGCGGAGAGGCAGAAGAGAACGUGUCCGAGUGA